AACAAAUCCUUUAGAGAGGGUAAAGGCAGCUGAGAAAGAAUCAUUUUGCUCUGCACGGUAGGUGGGAUCUGUUGAAAAGAAAGAAAAAGCAAGGGGAUUGGGGCCCUAGGGUUCAGUGCAGUUCACGCGAUGGCUCAGAUGGCAGCCUACUCAGUGUUGCUACUCCUGAUGGUCUUGUUGGGACCCUUGCCGGCCUUCACCCAGAGGGAAUCCCGUCAUGACAAAUUCCUCCGGCAGCACAUUGACUACCCAAAGACGGGCAGCGACGUGGAUGCUCGGCGUUAUUGCAACCUAAUGAUGCAGAGAAGGGGAAUGACCAACAAUGUUUGCAAACCCAGCAACACCUUCAUCCAUGGGCACCACAUGGCUGUGUAUGGCAUCUGCAGUAAUGAAGGGACCUACUACAGUGGGAAUUACUAUGACAGCAACACACCCUUUGACAUCACUAGUUGUCGCCUUGUUGGGGGAGGCUCCCAGAGGCCCCCCUGUAACUACAGAGGCAGGCUCAGUUUCCAGCGUGUUCGGGUAGCUUGCAUUAACGGAGAGCCAGUUCACUUCCAGAUGCCUCUUUAGGUGUUUUGUGGAAACGUUGCUUACUAGUGGUGUCAGCUUUGGAUUAAAUCGCUUGAAUCCAUUUUUGGAAUCCAGCAGAAUGAAAGCUUCCAUUUCCCAUUAGUGCACUUACGUAUAUCAGCAUCAAUUUGCUUUUGCAAAUGUUGCAGCGUGCUCUCUCUAAUGCCUCCUCUCCCAAUCUUUCUCUCUUACUCCUUAGGCUUGUAUUUUGAUGAAAUGUAUGCCAUCUAGUGGCUAUCAAUAAAUAUAACCACCUUUUCCUAUCCUUGUGUUUCAACAUCUUCCCCCAAACAGCCCUUUCUCUCUUUUGUAGCAGUUGUUCACCCUUCUUAAUUCUUGCUGUGUUCCCUCGUUCCAGGGACAGUAGUUCUGUGUCAGGAAAGAGCUAGGGGUCUGUCAUUCUCAACUCUCACAACAAACUACAGUUCCCAGGAUUCUUUGUGGGAAGCCAUGCCGUUUAAAGUAGUAUACACUCCAAAUAGGUUGUAAUGCUAGAAAACGUUGCAUGGCCACCCUUUUCAAUAUUAGACUGUUCUUUGCAGAGCUUGGAAAAGUUACUUUAUUGAACUACAAUUCCCAUCAGCCCAAUCAAGUGGCCAUGCUGGCUGGGGCUGGUGGGAGUUGUAGUUCAAAAAAGUAACUUUUCCAAGUUCUGGUUCUUUGCUACCCCUAUUAGUGUGAUGUGAUGCAGUGGCGUUCCCCAGCAACAGAUACUUUUUAAGUUCAUGAAGAAAUGGAGAUCAACUGAAUUUCUCAGAGUACAUGCCCUGGAUUAACGUUGUUCUGUUUAGCUCUGAUAAACUGGAGGGUUGUAUAACUGUGAAAGCCCCAGGGAUUUGUAUUUCUGCAACUAAAUCUCCUUGGAUCUAUCUGUGAUUUGUGUCAACGUCUUGGCUCAAAAUCUAAUAUGAUAACACAGCUAUUGUUAUUCCUGGGAGGAAUGGAAAAUGCCAAUAUGGAAAAUGUCCCUUCCCCCCCUCAGGCUUAGAACUAGAACUGUGACUGUAUGGUCUUCUCUUGCAGUUUCAUGCAAUAAAAUAUUAAUGUAAGCAUGUAGAAUGCUGCUGUUGGUAUCUGCAGCUUGUGCAAAAUGCAGCGGCCAGAUUGGUAACAGCGACCAGACGGUCCGAACAUAUAAAACCAAUUCUGGCCCGCUUGCACUGGCUGCCUUUAUGUUUCCGAGCUCGAUUCAAGGUGCUGGUAUUGACCUAUAAAGCCUUACACGGCUUGGGACCACAAUACCUGAUGGAACCCCUCUCCCGAUACGAACCCACCCGUACACUACGUUCAAGAUCAAAGGCCCUCCUCCGGGUGCCUACUCCAAGGGAAGCUCAGAGAAUGGCAACAUGGGAGACGGCCUUCUCAGUGGUGGCCCCUAAAUUAUGGAAUGAUCUUCCUGAUGAGGUGUGCCUGGCGCCAACACUGUUAUCUUUUCGGCGCCAGAUCAAGACUUUUCUCUUCUCCCAGGCAUUUUAGCAUGUGUUCUAUAUUGUUUUAAAUUUUUAAAUUGUGUUUUAAAUUGUUUUUUAAAAGAUAUAUUUUAAAUUGUAUUUGUUUGUAGUUAUUGUAAACCGCCCAGAGAGCUUCGGCAAUGGGGAGGUAUACAAGUUUAAUAAAUAAAUAAAUAAAAUCUGCAACAAAA
This is a messenger RNA of Rhineura floridana, 2215 nucleotides long. RefSeq names its product ribonuclease-like. Lineage: Eukaryota; Metazoa; Chordata; Lepidosauria; Squamata; Rhineuridae. The record is from RefSeq and is a predicted model, not a curated record. The transcript has 2 exons. Bases 130 to 573 code for a protein of 147 amino acids. Gene Ontology annotation, molecular function: nucleic acid binding.